CCGUCACAUCUUUAUUCUUCAUGAAGGCUGAUUUUAGGCGCUGUCGGAAAAAGGCUGAUCCUUCAGGGUAGUCCCGACCGAGAUACAGCAACUUUUGACACAUAAAAUGCAACGUAAACACCACUUCCGGUAAUAAACAGGAAGUAAACACAGAAUGACGCUAAUAGUUAGCACUUACGUUUUUGUAUAGCCUAAUAACUUCACUUUUUAGUGGGUUGGCCAUGUGAGAGAAGUUGUGAUAACCCUGAAACGAAAAGAAAGCGUAAGCGAGAGGACAUUGAUGUAUAAGCACUUCUAGUAAAGAGAAGAAUGCGUGUGGGCAAGACAAAAGCGCACAGAGGUUUAGCCGUAGCUAAACAGUAGCGUCAUUAAAAAGCGGUUUUACAACACGUGCAUCUAAACUGGUCAAAGAAAGUGUUGCAAACAAUGUUGAAAAUAAACAUACCGACGUCAACGUGUCGGUCUUAUAAGUGGAUAUAUAUUGAAAUUAUAUAACAAUCAAGGUGAGAUAUCAACUUCACAUAUGCCCUUAGUGGUAGUGUCUGUCCAAGCAGCUUGCCGUACAUCCUUUCUUGUGUCGUAAACGAACAAACGCUGACGUAAACUUCUUCUUGCGUUUGUGGUUACAACCACGGUAAACAUGGGAUGGCUUAUUUAUUUUAAAACAAAACGUGAAGUUAACAGGAGGUGAUAUUAAAAUGCAGAUUAUACUGAAAAUCAGAAUAUUUGAAAUUUUGUUUUGUCGCAAUGUUUAAUCACACGGUGCCUUUUAAACACCCAAACUCAAAUUAAAAUAAUAUUAUUAAGGUAUCUUAUAUGUCUUUUUGUUUAUUUGUUUAUGUUAUUAAUUAAAUAUGAGAGUCCAAAUAUGAAGCACAUUUUGGUAUAUAUUUUACUGUGUUGUUAUACUUAGCAUUACGGUAACCAUUUCCGCGUGGUGGUAACCAUGGAGAUCAGCCACUGUAUGCCGGAGUGUCGAGUUUGGUAGGCAGUAUUUCUUAUUAUCAGGACGCUAACGAAGACGAAUAACUCAUUUUUGUUUGAAUUUAAGCACAUUGUGACUAAAGAAGGUAAAUAAUUAAAAGGUGGGCGGGGUUUGAAUGAGAAGCAAAAACAGACUUAACUAGCAAAGCAUGGCUAACUAGCAAAAACUAAGUAAUCCGUCUUUUAAAAACAUGUCUCAUGUUUGACUAUUCUACAUUGUGCACCCAAUGCAUAUAGUUCAUAGAGAAGUUUUCCCAGCUCAUCAUGGGUCCAAAGAAAAAGAAACCCAAGUUGACCAAAGCGGAAAAGGCGAAGUUGAAACAACUGGAGGAGGAGAGAAGGCUCCGAGAGGAAGAGGAGGCCCGUAUUCAAGCAGAGAGGGAAGAACAGGAACGAUUAGAAAGACAAAGAAAGCAGGAGAUCUUAGAUAGGCUUGAGGCCAUGGACUUAGAACGCAGAGCUGGUGAGCUGGAAGAACUUCGCUCCGUACUGGAAAAGAACCACACAGCUGUGAUUCAACAUAAAAAUGACGUUGCAGCCAAGUCGAAGUGGGAGAAAUACAUGCAAUGUAGCAACAUACCAGACCCGGCAGUGCAGCAGGAUAUCAACACUUUUAUCAGCUUGUGGAGAGACGACCCAAACUGCAACAUCCCCUCUGUGCUGCAACAAUGUAAUGUCGCCCUACAGUUGAUCGAGGAGCUGGAGGAGCUGCUCAAAAAUGCUGUAAGCCUCAAAGAAUUUCUGAUGUACCAGGAGUCACUCCUACAUCUGCAGGAAAUGGUCUACAGCAAAAUUGUCGACAUGACCGCAGAGAUCCUGAAGGGGGCCAGUGCCAACAUCGAUACAGAAACGGGCAACAUGCAAGCUGUGAUAAAAGAUGGCAACCUGACAAUGUGUCUCUGGGCUAACCUCAUGAGGAAUCACAGGUUUAAAUGUUUGAACUUUGAGGAGGUUGGUAUGGGAUUUGAGCUGACCAAGCAGCUGGCGGCUAGCAACAUCACCGUGCGGAUCCUUCACACACGCUACGAUCACUUGUCCACCCUGUCCAGGAUGACGCACAUGAAGAUGACCCUACCCUCCUUUAAGUCUCCUACCACAGUCCAGGAGGUUCCACCCGAGCAGGAGGAGGCCAAGGAGGACAAGGAGGAGGUGCCGGAGGAGGAUGCGGAUGCUCAACAGCAGCAGGAAACUUUGGAGGAUGAGGAGACACCGGCCCAGGAGUCUGAAACAGCUAAGAAUUCCGAAAGCUACAUGUCAAGAAGCAGCAACCCACAUCCAGACGAUGGAGACAGUAUGAUCCAAACACAAAUAGAGAAACUUGCAGCUGACCCUAUUCCUUCUCCCCUGGAUGAAAGCACCGAGGACGCCAAUGGAGAUCGUCAUGUGGUGGACUUAAUCCAGUACACACCUCUGGGUGGAGUUUUCUACUAUGAAUUGUUCCAACUGCCACCGCAGGCUCAUGUGGUCAAGGGCUGGGAGAUCCAAAUGCAUUCAGACACGGGCCUGGAAACGUUUGAAUACACGAUUGAAAAGCCCAGUCCUACAGAAGAAGAAGAUGCUACCUCACCUCUUGUCGGACUGUCUGUGACGCUCCCGGAUACUGUUAUCUUCUUGGAAACCCCUCAAGUGGGGCGCUGGGCUGCAGCAGAGAAGCAAUGGAGGACAGACGGUAUCAGCGACUUCUCUUACAAUGAGGAGGAGGCAAAGAUCUCCUUCAAGAUGGAGUCCUUCUACCCUUUCGUGCUGAUGCAGCAAACCUACGCUAACUUUCCCUUCCAGAGCUGGGAGCUGCGGCCGCUGGGUCAAGACACGGCUCUCUUCACCAUCAACGGGGCACUCAUGGACGUCAACAUCACCAUCAAGGGGAAUCAAUGCAUGCUGCAGUCCGAGCGAGUGGUCGGCCUCGCCAGCCUCUUUGAGCAGUGGAUGAGUGGACCUGACCUGCAGCAGGCCAUGCUCAAGGCGGGGAUUAACGUGUUUGUGAACGAGCACACCGACAAGUUUGUUAAUACGUGCGAUAAGGAUCCGCGUACAGAGCACAUAGCCUAUGAACAGAUGUCCCUAUUUGCCUCCGUCUGCGCCUUCUCGUGGAGCAAGUGGAAUGCCCAAUGUGGUGCCGAGCACGUCAUCAUGAAGGGGUGUGAGUACCAGGGUCCGGACCGGGUCCCUGAUGGCUUGUGGAGCCUCUACUUCCUGGGCACGCAGAGAUUUCAGAAGCUGGAGAUAACAGAGGCCAGCGAAGUGUUCUCCACCGACCACCAUCCUGACAGCGAGUUUCACUCCACUUUCAUCCACAUGCUGAAAGACAACGUGAGCACUGAAGGGUUAAGUCGAAGCAGAGAGUCCAGCUUUCUCUUUGUGGACACCGUGCAGAGUAUGCUUUGUGCCACCAGACCGCUCACGUUUUGUUAAAGCCAAAUAAAG
Molecule: messenger RNA, 3408 nt
Organism: Doryrhamphus excisus (bluestripe pipefish)
Lineage: Eukaryota; Metazoa; Chordata; Actinopteri; Syngnathiformes; Syngnathidae
Gene: dnai7
Product: dynein axonemal intermediate chain 7
Cellular component (GO): axoneme
Molecular function (GO): microtubule binding; beta-tubulin binding
Source: RefSeq, a predicted model, not a curated record